Molecule: messenger RNA, 509 nt
Organism: Caenorhabditis angaria
Lineage: Eukaryota; Metazoa; Nematoda; Chromadorea; Rhabditida; Rhabditidae
Source: the annotation of a GenBank genome assembly
AUGUUGAAAAACCUGCGAAAAAUCUUUGAUAGAACUGGAAGAGAUCUAAUAGAAUAUGAAAUAUUGGAUGUAUCACAAAUUCUUCGAGCAAAUAUUGUGCGAGUUCAACGAACUAAUUUGACAAGAAAAGAUUUGAUGGGAUUUGAAGGAACUUUGUGUGAAAUUCGUGUUUAUAAUAUGAGUCUGAAGAGUCUUGCGGAAUUUGUGAAAUCGUUGAAAACUGGAAAAUCUCACAGGAAUUUGAGACAUCUUAAAGUCUAUUUGAAAGAACAUAUUUGUGCAGAAGAAUUGGCAGAUGAAUUGAAUAUUCCCUAUUUUUCAGAAGGUCAAGAUAAUAAUGAUGAUGAUGAUGAAAAGUGAGUAAUUUGUUAACUAUAUCUCGAAUCACAUUUUUGUCAUAUUUCAGUGGUUGCUGGUUCAAUUUCGAUAUUUGUAACGAUGAUAAGAAGUUCAAGGCAAAAUUCAGUUCGCAUGGUGAUCAUUUCGAAAUUCGUGUUGAGCAAAGUUGA